AUGGGCGAUCACGACGACUUUGAAGAUAACCAGUACCCAGACAACGACGAGUUUGUUCCAUACGUGACUGCCGGCAAUCUCACACAAAGAAAUGGCGCGAAAGUGGCGAUUUGGGGCAAAAUCACUAGAGUAUCAGCGAGCGAGGGCUUUUACAUCAAGACCGUCGAUGACCAAGAAGUACUUAUCAAGCUGAGGAAGCCCUUAGACGAGCCUUUGGAAGGUUGGUACGAGAUUUUUGGCGUGUCUCAAGGGAAAAGCAUACUAUGCGAUGAAUAUGUACCAUUUAAUCAAGAAAUGACCAAAAAUGUCGAUGUAGAAGGACACAAAGGCUUGGCGAGACUGUUAGGAGCCCUGGAUGAUCCCUGGAACCUUGGGGACGAAGGAUCAAAUGGGUUAAAUGGUGUAAUGCCAAUGGAAUGA
Molecule: messenger RNA, 420 nt
Organism: Cydia splendana
Lineage: Eukaryota; Metazoa; Arthropoda; Insecta; Lepidoptera; Tortricidae
Gene: Rpa3
Exons: 1
Coding region: 1-420 (139 amino acids)
Biological process (GO): DNA repair; DNA recombination; DNA replication
Cellular component (GO): nucleus
Molecular function (GO): DNA binding
Source: RefSeq, a predicted model, not a curated record